Pan troglodytes (chimpanzee) is the source of this 2157-nucleotide messenger RNA. It is a transcript of the gene ARHGDIA, whose product is annotated as Rho GDP dissociation inhibitor alpha. The record is from RefSeq and is a predicted model, not a curated record. Gene Ontology annotation, cellular component: cytoplasm; cytosol; membrane. Bases 390 to 1004 code for a protein of 204 amino acids. Gene Ontology annotation, molecular function: Rho GDP-dissociation inhibitor activity; protein binding. The transcript is spliced from 6 exons. NCBI's taxonomy places the organism in Eukaryota, Metazoa, Chordata, Mammalia, Primates, Hominidae. Gene Ontology annotation, biological process: Rho protein signal transduction.
AGCUUCUUUCAUGGCCGCCGAGGCGCGUGGGGCCCGGGCCAGACCUCAGGGCCCCUCCCUGGGGACGCGGGGGGCGCCGGGCCGGCAGCCGCGGUCCAUCGCGUUCGGGGGCGACGCGGGGAUUGGGGCGCGGCCUCCCCCAGCGCCCGGGCCACGCCCGGCACGGAUUGCGGGCCCUGCGGAAGUGCGGGCCGCGCCCUAGGAUCCCGGCGCCUACGGCUAUCCUCGCGCGGCGCGGAGGCCCCAGCGCCUGGAGGAAGCAGGGCGGCCUGGACCCCGGCCUGGGUGUCCCGGGUGUGCUGCUCCCUGACCCACCUCCCACGCUGCCGGGAAGGAUCUGAGCCUGACAGACCCCCUGCCGGGUGUCCCGACCCAGGCUAAGCUUGAGCAUGGCUGAGCAGGAGCCCACAGCCGAGCAGCUGGCCCAGAUUGCAGCGGAGAACGAGGAGGAUGAGCACUCGGUCAACUACAAGCCCCCGGCCCAGAAGAGCAUCCAGGAGAUCCAGGAGCUGGACAAGGACGACGAGAGCCUGCGAAAGUACAAGGAGGCCCUGCUGGGCCGCGUGGCCGUUUCCGCAGACCCCAACGUCCCCAACGUCGUCGUGACUGGCCUGACCCUGGUGUGCAGCUCUGCCCCGGGCCCCCUGGAGCUGGACCUGACGGGCGACCUGGAGAGCUUCAAGAAGCAGUCGUUUGUGCUGAAAGAGGGUGUGGAGUACCGGAUAAAAAUCUCUUUCCGGGUUAACAGAGAGAUAGUGUCCGGCAUGAAGUACAUCCAGCAUACGUACAGGAAAGGCGUCAAGAUUGACAAGACUGACUACAUGGUAGGCAGCUAUGGGCCCCGGGCCGAGGAGUACGAGUUCCUGACCCCCGUGGAGGAGGCACCCAAGGGUAUGCUGGCCCGGGGCAGCUACAGCAUCAAGUCCCGCUUCACAGACGACGACAAGACCGACCACCUGUCCUGGGAGUGGAAUCUCACCAUCAAGAAGGACUGGAAGGACUGAGCCCAGCCAGAGGCGGGCAGGGCAGACUGACGGACGGACGACGGACAGGCGGAUGUGUCCCCCCCAGCCCCUCCCCUCCCCAUACCAAAGUGCUGACAGGCCCUCCGUGCCCCUCCCACCCUGGUCCGCCUCCCUAGCCUGGCUCAACCGAGUGCCUCCGACCCCCCUCCUCAGCCCUCCCCCACCCACAGGCCCAGCCUCCUCGGUCUCCUGUCUCGUUGCUGCUUCUGCCUGUGCUGUGGGGGAGAGAGGCCGCAGCCAGGCCUCUGCUGCCCUUUCUGUGCCCCCCAGGUUCUAUCUCCCCGUCACACCCGAGGCCUGGCUUCAGGAGGGAGCGGAGCAGCCAUUCUCCAGGCCCCGUGGUUGCCCCUGGACGUGUGCGUCUGCUGUUCCGGGGUGGAGCUGGGGUGUGGGAUGCACGGCCUCGUGGGGGCCGGGCCGUCCUCCAGCCCCGCUGCUCCCUGGCCAGCCCCCUUGUCGCUGUCAGUCCUGUCUAACCAUGAUGCCUUAACAUGUGGAGUGUACCGUGGGGCCUCACUAGCCUCUAACUCCCUGUGUCUGCAUGAGCAUGUGGCCUCCCCGUCCCUUCCCCGGUGGCGAACCCAGUGACCCAGGGACACGUGGGGUGUGCUGCUGCUGCUCCCCAGCUCACCAGUGCCUGGCCAGCCUGCCCCCUUCCCUGGACAGGGCUGUGGAGAUGGCUCCGGCGGCUUGGGGAAAGCCAAAUUGCCAAAACUCAAGUCACCUCAGUACCAUCCAGGAGGCUGGGUAUUGUCCUGCCUCUGCCUUUUCUGUCUCAGCGGGCAGUGCCCAGAGCCCACACCCCCCCCAAGAGCCCUCGAUGGACAGCCUCACCCACCCCACCUGGGCCCAGCCAGGAGCCCCGCCUGGCCAUCAGUAUUUAUUGCCUCCGUCCGUGCCGUCCCUGGGCCACUGGCCUGCCGCCUGUUCCCCCAGGCUCUCAGUGCCACCACCCCCGGCAGGCCUUCCCUGACCCAGCCAGGAACAAACAAGGGACCAAGUGCACACAUUGCUGAGAGCCAUCUCCUGUGCCUCCCCCGCCCCAUCCCCGGUCUUCGUGUUGUGUCUGCCAGGCUCAGGCAGAGGCGCCUGUCCCUGCUUUUCUGACCGGGAAAUAAAUGCCCCUGAAGGA